AUGUUCACUUUUAGUUGCGAGAAUUCCUUAAAAUCGCUCAUUCUUGCUCUCUCCAAUCCAACAUCUCAAUCUGAGUGCACUGCUGAAGAAGCUUAUACAUGGAGCAAGUGUCAAGCAAUCUUUGCUAGUGCUGUUGAAUAUGAAGGAAAAGUCUUUGUUCCUGGACAGGCCAACAAUGCUUACAUAUUCCCUGGUUUUGGCUUGGGUUUGAUCAUCUCCAGUGCAAUCCGCGUCCGCGAUGAGAUGCUCUUGGCAGCCUUUGAAGCUUUGGCUGCACAAGUGUCACAGGAGAACUAUGAUAAAGGACUGAUUUACCCUCCAUUCUCAAAUAUCAGAAAGAUAUCAGCACAUAUUGCUGCUAACGUGGCAGCAAGGCAUAUGAACUUGGUUAGUUUCAUGAAAUGUUUUGAGUUUCAGACAACUUUGCUCUGUUUUCUUUUCAAUACUUAUAUCUUUUGUGCUGUGUUUGGUAAAACAGAUCUUGUUUCUCAUCUACCUCGACCUAAGGAUCUUGUCAAAUAUGCAGAAAGUUGCAGUACAGCCCAGGCUACAGAAACUACUAUUGAGAUUUUUGAACCAUAUUAUAUCAUGUUUUGUUUAGUUUAG
Messenger RNA from Arachis ipaensis, 606 nucleotides. Lineage: Eukaryota; Viridiplantae; Streptophyta; Magnoliopsida; Fabales; Fabaceae. The record is from RefSeq and is a predicted model, not a curated record.